Molecule: messenger RNA, 1248 nt
Organism: Aspergillus japonicus CBS 114.51
Lineage: Eukaryota; Fungi; Ascomycota; Eurotiomycetes; Eurotiales; Aspergillaceae
Product: fungal specific transcription factor domain-containing protein
Exons: 3
Coding region: 1-1248 (415 amino acids)
Biological process (GO): DNA-templated transcription
Molecular function (GO): zinc ion binding; DNA binding
Source: RefSeq, a predicted model, not a curated record
AUGCAGGGAAUACCAAGGAAAGGCAGGUCCUUCGUCCCAUCCGAGGCCAAUCAAUUCAACCCGCUGGUUGCGCCGCCAUCGGGAUCGGAUGCCUUGGCUUUGACCAACAGCUGGGCGGAAUAUUUCGCUCAGAGUGUCGAUAUCCCCCUGUCCGUCAUAACUGAGCCGACCUUGCAGAUGGUCCACAUCCUAUUGCUGAAGGCUCUCUACGCCCAACAGGUGAUGCGGCCCAAUGAAGCCUACCUCCACCUUGGCUACGCCGUCCGCGCCGCCCUGGCGCUCGGGAUCAAUCGAGCCCCCGUGGUCAACGGGUACGGCUCCAGCCUGCACCACCUCAAGAUGACCGUCUGGCUGACAUUUGCCUUCGAACGCGUGACGGCGCUACUGGUGGGCGGCCCCUUUUGCUUACGGGAUGAACAGAUCGACGCGCCCUAUCCGCAGGACCAGCCGCUCCCGCGGGCGGAGUUCCCAGCGACGGUGGGGGUGGGGGACCUCUCGUCACAACUUGCCAUCGACCGGAAUGCCUUCGUGCGCGUGCUCGCGGAUAUCGGUAAAUUAGCCGAUGGGAUCUUGACCCGCAUCUACCCGCUGGGCACGCUGUCCGCGGCGGAACAGUACUUGGUGGAGAGCAACAUGCAAGAGCUCGACGCGCGCCUCCUCGCCAUGGCGGCGCAGUUACCCGACUACCUGAACAUCCUGGACGAGGACUCCUCCGUCGGCGAAGGGUGGCAGGAGAUCCAAUGCCUGCAUCUGGGGCUGCUCUACCACACGAUGCGCAUGCUCAUCCACCGGUCGGUGGUCGUGUUCACCACCUUCUUCGGCUCGAACUGCGAGACCCAGCAGCAUGCGCCGGGGGUCAUUCGGUUGCAGGAGUCGAUCGACAUCUCGACCAGGUCCGCCCGCAACAUCAUCCGCUUCGCCCAGGAGAGCCUGGGCACGCGGCAGCCCGACACCCGCUCCGACAGGUCCCUCGCCAGCUAUCUGGUGGCUGCCUGCAUCACGCUGCUGUAUCAGGUGCUUGACCCCGCCACCGCGAUUGCGUAUGCGAAAGAAACCUUUGCGGUGGUCGAGCAGGCGAUGCACUGCCUGGAUAAUAUGAAUCAUCUCGGACCCCGGACGGGAAAGAUCGUCAGCUCCGAUAUCCUGCGGAUCGCCAAGGGGGGUUUCUUUUCAUUGGACAGAGAGGAUCCGCUCGACCGUUCCUUGAUCAACGAGUUCCCCUGGCUUGAGUACGUGAACAUCUUCUGA